Messenger RNA from Musa acuminata AAA Group (dessert banana), 1236 nucleotides. RefSeq names its product F-box protein At2g05970-like. Bases 1 to 1236 code for a protein of 411 amino acids. Lineage: Eukaryota; Viridiplantae; Streptophyta; Magnoliopsida; Zingiberales; Musaceae. The record is from RefSeq and is a predicted model, not a curated record. The transcript has 3 exons. Gene Ontology annotation, molecular function: protein binding.
AUGGCGAAUUGGUCAGAGCUGACGGUAGAACUGUUGGGUAUGAUUUAUGAUGAACUCUCGAUAUUUGAUUACAUACGUUCCAAAGCCGUCUGUAAACAAUGGAACUUGGUCUGCAAGUUGGAGCACCAUCGUCCUCCGAAGCCACAAGCUCCAUGGCUCAUGCUGCCUGGCGACAAUAAUUCCACAGCCAAGUUCUUCUCUAUCGUCGAGAAGAAGAUUUAUAACAUUCCAUGCCCGGAACCUAUGAUCCGUACAAGGAUCUACAUCGGUUCUCGUCAUGGAUGGCUGACCACUGUGGAUAGACUUUGCAACAUGUACCUUCUGAAUCCACUCACCGGGGCUCAAAUCCCACUCCCUUGUGUGACGACCUUACAAAAUCUAGCCUUUGCUCGAGCUGGGAAUAAGGCUUGGACGUCUAUAAGCUCACCUUAUUGUUACACCGAUAUAAUACAUCACAAUGCCAGAUUCUACACUAUCAAUUAUCAACGUAUAGUUGAGGCAUGGGAGCUCGAUGAACUCGCCAUUAGGCAUAGCAUCAUCAACUCAGACUUGCCUUCGCAUAUUUUCCUUGGGUGCAUAUGCACAUAUUACUUGGUCGAAUCCCUAAAUACUAAUUUGAUGUUGGUAUAUAAGUUCCAAAACGAGUGGAGCCCUACUGAUAACCCUAAGAACAUUAUGUGCAUGGUGUUUUACCUGGACGAGCUGACUCUUAAGUGGACAAGGGUGAAGAGCUUACAUGAGCAAACGUUGUUCUUGGACAAAAAUCAAUCGAUGUGCCUCUCUACGGUAGACUUUCCGGAGUUCAAACAAAAUUGCAUCUAUUAUACUGAUGACAUGUUGGAGUUAUGUGGAUCUUAUAAGUAUACGAAACGUCAUAUCGGAAUAUUCUACUUGGAAGAUGAGAUGAUAGGACUAAUAGAUCAUCUUGGACAUCACUUGAAUUGGCCUCCUUCUCUUUGGUUGACUCCGAAUAGCCGUCGACUUUCCCACACGGUAGGAACGUUGCACGACUAUUGGCGCGGGGACCUUUGUGGUGUUACGCAAAGGUUGAGUAACUGUAGGGUUCAGGACAGGAGUCAGGAAAUUGGCCAGAUACUGGGACUCCUCGUCAGCUCCCUCCCGGAGAACCACGGGAGCUGCGCUGGAUGUACCAACUACGGAAUGAUGUUGCCUGUUUUGAUAGGACAGGAGAGCCGUACUUGCUAUCAAAAUCGACCUGACUCUGAGGGAAUCUAA